CCAGAAGUGGCGUCAUUGCGUGCUGCUUCCCGCUCCGUCGUUCUUUGUACGUUUGUCGGUCUCGGUGUAAUACCUCAGAGGAAGAAAUCAGCCGCAAGAUUAAAUAGUAUAAAGUCAAACAAUGGCUGACAGCGAUGACGAGUACGACAGAAGAAGGAGGGACAAGUUCAGAAGAGAGAGAAGUGACUACGAUAGAUCAAGGGAGAGGGAAGAGAGACGGAGGGAUGAUUGGAGUGACAGGGAAUGGGAUCGUGGACGAGAGAGGAAUCGUCGAGGAGAAUACAGGGAUUAUGACCGGAGCCGGAGAGAGAGGUUUUCACCCCCUCGUCAUGAAAUGAGCCCACCCCAGAAACGCAUGAGGAGGGACUGGGAUGAUCAUAGCAAUGACCCCUAUCACAGUGGUUAUGAAAUGCCAUACUCUGGUUCUGCAGGUGGUCCAACUUACGGCCCACCCCAAGCUUGGGGACAUCCUGAAAUGCAUGUCAUGCCUCAUCAUGGGAUACCUAUCCAAGCAAGACUGGGAAACAUGCAUGAUGUCGAUCUGGGGGCACCGGCCCCUGUGAUGAAGACGUUUAAGGAAUUUUUACUUUCUGUGGAGGAUUCAGUGGAUGAGACAGAGGCCGUGAGACGUUACAAUGACUACAAGAUGGAAUUCCGACGCCAGCAGAUGCAGGACUUCUUUUUGGCCCACAAAGAUGAGGAGUGGUUUCGCUCAAAGUAUCAUCCUGAUGAAGUGGGUCGGCACAAACAGGAGUCGCAAGCUGCUGUUCGCAAUCGUCUUAAUUCCUUUUUAUACCUUCUUGAUAAUGGCUGGUUGAAUGAUGUGCUUCUUGACAUAGACAAGGCUCCUGCCAUAAUUAAAGUGAUGGAUGCAGCUGUAAUUAAGAUGGAGGGUGGAACUGAUAUUGAUCUGAAGAUUCUAGACGAAGAGGAAGAAGAGGCAAAAGGAGAGGCUGCAAAGAAAGAGGAGGCACGAAACUCUGAGGGGGAAAAGAAGCCAACCAAUGAGAAGGAUGGAUCAACAAAGGCUGAUAAAAAAGAAGACGAAAAAGAAGAAGAAACUGAAGAGAAACCUGUGAAAGUUGAAGUGGAGGAAGAGAAGAAAGAAGAAAAAAAAGAGGAGCCUGAGAAAGAAACAAGAAAGUCAAGCAAGAGAAAGCGGAAGAGAAGUGGUGACAGUGAUGAUGGCAGUGAUUCAGAAUCUUGCUCUGAGACUUCAAGCCCUAAGCCAGAAAACAAAGAACAGAAUGGUAGAGAUGAGGUUCCCCAGAAGAAGGAAGAGGAAACAGAGAAGCCAAAAGAGAAGCCGAAGGAGGAUACAGUGAAACCCCGACCAUUGCACAAAACCUGCUCUUUGUUUAUGAGAAGUAUUGCUCCAAACAUCUCCAAAGCAGAGAUUACAUCGCUUUGUAAAAGGUAUCCUGGAUUCAUGAGGGUGGCAUUGUCUGAACCUCAACCUGAAAGGAGGUUUAUCCGGAGAGGUUGGGUGACUUUCGAUAGAGGAGUUAACAUUAAAGAGAUCUGCUGGAACCUGCAAAAUAUCCGGUUGCGUGAGUGUGAACUCAGUCCUGUGGUGAACAGAGAUCUUUCAUGGCGUGUUCGGAAUAUUAAUGGUUUAACCCAACACCGUCCAGUCCUGCGUAAUGACAUCAAAUUGGCUGCAAAACUUAUUCAUGCUUUGGAUGAUAGAGGUCAGAUGUGGGAAGAACAGGGGGAGCAGGAUGUUCCAGCACAAAACCCCAUCCUCAAAAAUAUUACAGAUUAUCUCAUUGAUGAAGUCAGUGCAGAGGAAGAGGAACUACUAUUUGGUGCUGGAAGAACUCCAGAAACGGAGCCCCCCAAGGAAGGGAACCCUACAGAAAUUAGUGUAGAGAGAGAUGAAAAACUCAUAAAGGUUUUGGAUAAGCUCUUAUUUUAUUUGCGCAUUGUUCAUUCUGUUGAUUAUUAUAACUCCUGUGAAUACCCAAGUGAAGAUGAGAUGCCGACACGCUGUGGGAUUAUGCAUGUGCGUGGGCCAAUCCCACCUAACCGUGUGUCACAUGGAGAAGUGGCUGAAUGGCAGAAGACUUUUGAGGAGAAGCUGGCCCCACUUUUCGCUGUGAGAGAGACCCUGUCAGAAGAGGAGGCUAUAAAGAUGGGGAAGAAAGAUCCAGAACAGGAGGUGGAAAAGUUUGUAACUUCAAAUACCCAAGAGCUGGGCAAGGAGAAGUGGCUGUGUCCACUGAGCGGCAAGAAGUUCAAGGGUCCAGAAUUUGUACGAAAACAUAUAUUCAACAAACAUGCAGAGAAGAUAGAGGAGGUGAAGAAAGAGGUUGUUUUUUUCAAUAACUUCUUGAUGGACAGCAAGAGGCCAGCAUUGCCUGAGGUGAAACCCAACCAGCCAGCAGUCUCUGCCACUGGUCAAGCUUUGACGCCUGGUCUACUGUAUCCCCACCAAGGACCACAGGGUCUCCUACAGUACGGCCAGCCUCGUCCUCCUGUCCUAGGCUAUGGAGGAGCACCACAGUUUCCUCCUGGGCCUUAUGGGGCUGGACGUGGGAAUUAUGAUUCCUUCAGGGGUCAAGGAGGAGGUUAUCCAGGAAAACCACGUAACAGGAUGAUGAGGGGGGACCCUCGCUCUAUCAUUGAAUACAGAGACCUUGAUGCUCCAGAUGAUGCAGACUUUUUUUAGAUUUCUACUUUAUUUUAACUGCCUUCCCUCAUUGCCACCUUGUACCUGCUCAAUUUCAGUUACUUGUUUUGUAUUCAUAUUUUAUGCACUUUAAAAGUGAUAUUGAUUGGUUUUGUUCAAUAAACAGACUCCAUGAAUUUUUAUUA
Bombina bombina (fire-bellied toad) is the source of this 2817-nucleotide messenger RNA. RefSeq names its product serrate, RNA effector molecule (gene SRRT). Gene Ontology annotation, biological process: primary miRNA processing; mRNA processing. The transcript is spliced from 20 exons. The coding region runs from base 122 to 2671 and encodes 849 amino acids. Gene Ontology annotation, cellular component: nuclear body. Lineage: Eukaryota; Metazoa; Chordata; Amphibia; Anura; Bombinatoridae. The record is from RefSeq and is a predicted model, not a curated record.